UUCCCCCUUUCUAUGUAAACGGGUUAGAAAAUCUGACCCGGAAAAUACCGAAGCAAGCAACGCUCCAAAUACGCUAUUUCUGCAGAAAUGGCUUGUCACUCAAGUUAAAAACAAGUAGAACAAAUCGAUUCUCAGUCAGUUCUUAGCUAUCGCGGAUUCUCAAAGCUGUGACGAAUCAGAUCGAAGAUGUUUCUCACUAGAACUGAGUAUGAUAGAGGUGUCAACACUUUCUCUCCUGAAGGAAGGUUGUUUCAAGUUGAAUAUGCUAUUGAAGCCAUUAAGUUGGGUUCAACGGCAAUUGGGAUAAAGACCAAGGAAGGAGUUGUUCUUGCUGUUGAGAAGCGAAUUACCUCUCCACUUCUGGAGCCAAGCAGUGUGGAGAAAAUUAUGGAAAUUGAUGAGCAUAUUGGAUGUGCAAUGAGUGGAUUGAUAGCUGAUGCAAGGACUCUCGUUGAACAUGCCCGAGUUGAAACUCAGAAUCACAGAUUCUCUUAUGGCGAGCCCAUGACUGUUGAGUCCACAACACAAGCUCUGUGUGAUUUGGCCCUGCGAUUUGGUGAGGGUGAUGAAGAGUCUAUGUCCAGACCUUUUGGAGUAUCACUUCUCAUUGCUGGUCAUGAUGAGAAUGGUCCUAGCUUAUACUAUACUGAUCCUUCUGGCACUUUCUGGCAAUGCAAUGCAAAAGCCAUUGGUUCAGGUUCAGAAGGUGCUGACAGCUCUCUUCAGGAGCAAUUCAACAAGGACCUUACCCUCAAGGAGGCCGAAACCAUAGCGCUGUCAAUUCUAAAGCAAGUGAUGGAAGAAAAGGUGACUCCCAAUAACGUUGAUAUUGCGAGGGUAUCACCAACUUAUCACCUCUACUCCCCUUCUGAGGUGGAAGAUGUUAUCAGCCGCCUAUAAGAAGAAAAACGCUCUUGUUAUGCUUGUACUCGAUUCUCUGUUAUGGGCAAUGUUUGCUUUCAGUUGUUCUAGAAUUUGUGAAUUGUUUUUGCCCCUUCAAGCAUGAUACAUUUUUAGCUUUGAGUUACAUUUUCCUUCAAGGACAAAACUCAAACCCUUUAUGUUGCUUGACGAAAUUUGGUACAAUGGGAUAA
Molecule: messenger RNA, 1094 nt
Organism: Solanum stenotomum
Lineage: Eukaryota; Viridiplantae; Streptophyta; Magnoliopsida; Solanales; Solanaceae
Product: proteasome subunit alpha type-5
Exons: 9
Coding region: 187-900 (237 amino acids)
Biological process (GO): proteasome-mediated ubiquitin-dependent protein catabolic process
Cellular component (GO): proteasome core complex, alpha-subunit complex; nucleus; proteasome core complex
Source: RefSeq, a predicted model, not a curated record